GGUUGGCGAGCGCGCGCGGCCAGUCGACCAUUGGCCUUCGGGCCCGUCUGUCUAGUCUUGUCCUGUCUGCUCUGUGGUGGUGAAUCCCACUCAAAGCCGGUGAUCGGGAGAACCACUCGGAGUGUGUGACCUUUUGGGUCCUCUCGAAAGAACGGGGGAAAAAAUAGUAAAAGUCGGCGUUCGAAGUGUGUACCUCGAGUGAAAAAAUAAAAACAGAAGAACCCGGAAAAAGAGAAAAGGAGGAAAAAGCACUUGACAGUAAAAGCUUCUCGCGUCCAUCUCCUCCUCCCCCACUCCCCUCAACCACUUGGAAGGGUGGUUUUGCUCCGUGGGAGGGGGAAGUGUUGAGCUCUUGCUUUGAUGAUCUGUAGACAUCACCGCAACGACGACGACGACGACGUUACACGAGGCAAGGAAGACGAACUACCGCGACUGUCGCGAAAGUACACAAUGAAAAAUGGAGCAAUUUGAACAGCUCUUAACGUGUUGCGUGUGUCUGGACAGAUACCGCAACCCGAAGCUGCUACCAUGCCAGCACUCGUUCUGCAUGGAGCCGUGCAUGGACGGCCUCAUUGAUUACGUGAAGCGGCAGGUGAAAUGUCCGGAGUGUCGUGCCGAGCACCGCAUCCCCUACCAGGGCGUGCAGGGCUUCCCGACCAACGUGACGCUGCAGCGGUUCCUGGAGCUGCACAUCGAGAUCACCGGCGAGCUGCCGGACCCGACCUCGGGCCAGGUCAUGGAACGGUGCGGCGUCUGCUCGGAGAAGGCGUACUGCGCGCUGUGCGUCCACUGUGAGAAGAAGAUCUGCCCCGACUGCAAGGGAGCUCACAUGGACAUCCUGCGGCGUGAGAUCAACCGCAUCAACAACCAGAUUCGCCGAGGACUGCACCGCUUGAAGGAGGUGCUCGCGGUGGUGGAGAAGAACGCCCAGAACCUGCAAAACAACUGCGGCAGUGUGUCGGAGGAGAUCGAAGAGAUUUACCGCAGGCUGCAAAAGGCACUCAAGGAUCGGACCGACCACCUGCGCACUGACAUGGACAAGUACGUUUCGACGGAGCUGAAGAAUGUCAUCACGAUGAAGGAUAACCUGGAGCUGGAGAUCGCCAACAUUCAGAGCAACUCCGACCUGGCCGAAAAGUUCAUGAACGAAGGCAACGUCGAGUGGGACGACUGCGAGCUGAUGGACACGAAGGAGAUCUUUCUGCGAACGGUUGACUUUAUUCGGAACUUUGACUGCGAAACGAUGGACUACAGUCGGAAGGUGCGCUUCAUCAUGAACAUCGACCCGAACAAACUGAUCAUGGAGGUGUCCUCGUACGGAGAUUUGAAACUGCCCAACGACGGAGCCGGCACCAGUCAAAGUCAGAGCACGCUGCUACAGCCGCCAUCCGGACCAGGUUUGAUGCGAUCGAAGAGCGAUCACCGGUUGGCAGCUCAGUUCCGUCAGCAGGAAGCUCAAGGUUGGAAUCCGGACGACGAACCGCUACUCGGCGGACGCAAGUUUGGUGAACGUCCUGUGAAGCCUCCCCAGCCGGAGAAGGAGAGGUACGGAAACGAAUCUCGGUAUGGUCGUGGAAACGAUUAUGACUACGACGAUGAGCCGUCCAGCAGAUCAACAAAGGGACGCUUCCGGUCGCGGUUUGCCCGCAGUCACCAACUGGACAACGAUUCGGAUAACGAGUCAAAGCCAGCGCGUACCGCCGAAGAGAAGGAAAAGGCCAACAAAGUCACAAGCACCGAAGAUUGUGCCAAGGGUCCGUUGAGUGGCAUCUUCCGGUUAAUGGACUCGCCACGUGUUAUGAAACGGCUGCAAGAUACGGAAAAGGGUAAAAUCAAGAAAGCAUCCCCCGCAACAACCCCAACAGUGCCAAAGCCAAAUCCACUUGCCACCAAACCCAAGGUGACCACGUCCCGUCAGCUUUCCGAAGACGACGAAAUCGCCAAGAUCAAGCGCCAGAACAAAGGAGCUUCGACGAGUACCACAACGACUACGACGAGCCCGUCUUCACCGGUACCCACGGAACCGGAAAGGCCCGCUGCCGACCGAGUGUCCGCACUGAAAGGUCGCGUAGCAGCUGCUGCGGCCGCCGCUGCUGCCAGCGAUGACAGUGACAGCACGCCUUCUUCACCUGCUCGAAGAUCGUCGCCACACGUCGAGGCCGAUAGUGAUCAGGACGAUUCGGAGCGCUCGAGCCGUUCCCGCCAAGCAGGAGCCACCGCCAACGCAACCGCUGCCAAGAAAACUCCGACCCGUUCCGCCAGUAGCGAUUCCAACUCUUCGAGCGAGUCCGGCAGCGCAUCGCCAGCUCCAGCAACGGCUCGUACCGAAGAAGCCAAGCCGAAGGCAUCGAUCUUGAAAAACUCCGAACCGGCCCGUAGCACUGCGUCGCCAACGGGCGAGAAGAAACCCUUCCAGAGCCGGUUCUUGCCGCAAACGCAGCAGCAGCAACAGCCUGCGAAGAAGGAAGAAUCCGAGAGCAGUAGCAGCGAGGAGGAAUCGUCCUCCGAGGAAGAAUCCGAAGAGGAGGAAGAGGAGGUGAAGCCAGCGCCAGCGAGACCUACGCCAACGGUGGUUUCCUCGCCGGUGCGCACGGAGCAGCCAAGUUCACCGCUGCUCAGCCGAAUUCAGGCCCGUGAAGCGGCUGCGGCCGACACGAGAAAGACGUCUCGUGAAGAGCCUCGUGCCAGCGGGUACUCCAGCCCGACGAACUAUCGCAGCCAGUACGAUCGCGACGAAAGUCCCAAGUACGGCAGCGGAUCGUCGUCCGCCCUUCGGUCCCGAACCACUGCCCACGUGGAACCCGAGGAGAACAAAUACGGCAGCUCCGGAUAUACCAGCCGGUUCCUCAACAAGAGCAAGAGUACGGCCGUGGUGGCCCCGGAGGAUGAUGCCACCGGGGACGACUCCGACAGCCGCCUCGGCAGCAACCGUAGCCGCUUCAGCGCCCUGCAGGACCGUCGGAAUCGCCUUGCGAGAAGCCGCUCCUCGCACAACUUUGGCAACGACGAUGAAGACGACGAGCCGGUGUCUCCGACCACUUCUUCUCCAUCGGCCUAUCUUGCGUCCCGAUACGGAACAUCGUCAUCGCUAGCGUCGCAACCUGCCGAUCUGUCUCGCAGCCGCUCGACGCAUGCGCUCAAGUCGCGCGAACCCUCGCCGGAUCGUAACACCGGCAGUGACAAGGACGGUGCCGCCCUCAGCUCGUGGGCCCGCUACCUGAAGAACAAGUACGGCAACCGUUCGACCAAGGACGGCAAGGACACACCUUCCACCUCGACGUCGUCCCACUCCGCCACGUCCUCAUCGUUGGCCUCCCCGUCCACCUCGUCGUCAUCGUCGACGUCAGCGGCCGCCGCCCGGCGCCUCAGUCUGGGCCUGCCGCUGCGCCAGUCCGACAUCCUCAGCUCCGAUGACGAUUCAAAAAACGGGGUAGGCUCCCCUACCUCUCCUACGGCAGCAGUAGUCGGUAUACCAGGGGCAGCAGGUAUGUCCCCUAGGACGCAGUACCUGCAGAAGCGCCGACAACUGUUCCAGAUAGGAGGUCGGGGGAGCGAACCCGGUUCCUUCACGUGGCCCCGCGGCAUCGCCGUGGGUCCCGACAAUAGCAUCGUGGUAGCGGACUCGUCCAACCAUCGCGUGCAGGUCUUCGACUCCAACGGUAUCUUCGUGAAGGAGUUUGGCCAGUACGGCAACGGGAACGGCGAGUUCGACUGCCUGGCCGGUGUAGCUGUCAACCGGAUCGGCCAGUUCAUCAUCGCCGACAGAUACAAUCACCGCAUCCAGGUCCUGGAUCCGGCCGGACGCUUCCUGCGCUCGUUCGGUUCCCAGGGUACGGCCGACGGCAAGUUCAACUAUCCGUGGGGCAUCACAACCGAUGCGCUAGGCUUCAUCUACGUUUGUGAUAAGGAAAAUCAUCGAAUUCAGGUAUUCCAAUCGGACGGUUCCUUCAUCGGGAAGUUUGGCUCGUGCGGCAAGGACGAGGGCCAGCUGGAGCACCCGCACUACAUUGCCGUGUCCAACACGAACCGCGUCAUCGUGUCCGACUCCAACAACCAUCGCAUCCAGAUCUUCGACGUCAACGGCCGAGUGCUGACCACAUUCGGUGGCGAAGGCUCCGACGAGGGUCAGUUUAAAUUCCCAAGGGGCGUGGCCGUUGACGACCAGGGCUACAUUUGCGUGGCGGACUCGGGCAACAACCGGAUCCAGAUCUUCCACCCGGACGGCAGCUUCCUGCGGGCGUUCGGCUCGUGGGGCUCCGGGGACGCCGAGUUCAAGGGGCUCGAGGGGGUGGCCAUCAUGUCCAACGGUAACAUCCUGGUGUGCGAUCGCGAAAAUCACCGCGUCCAGGUGUUCUGAGGGGGAGGGCCCAGCUCAGCUCGUUUGCGGCAAUCAACUGAUUACGCAAGGCCAUAUUUUAUUCAACUCUACCCACAAAUUCAGCAAAAGUGAACCAUUUUUUGCACUUUUUUUUUUCUUCAACUCCAAGCGUGCCUUUUUCGAUAACCUUUGAAGUGUUUUUUUUUAUUCUACAUUACCAGUCUACUCCCAAACUAGCUUGUUGCAAAUUUUCCCUGAUUAAACUUAACCAUAAUUACAAAAAAAUAAAAAUGAAAGGAUUUGUAGUUCGCGCACGCGAAUAGAAAAGUGUAAAGAUAAAAUGUUUUUUUCAAAUUGAACGCAGAACAACCUAGUUCGAUAAUAAAGAUUUUUGAGUUUAUUGUG
Messenger RNA from Culex pipiens pallens (northern house mosquito), 4723 nucleotides. RefSeq names its product RING finger protein nhl-1 (gene tn). The transcript is spliced from 11 exons. Gene Ontology annotation, biological process: negative regulation of translation; protein polyubiquitination; proteasome-mediated ubiquitin-dependent protein catabolic process. The coding region runs from base 458 to 4357 and encodes 1299 amino acids. Lineage: Eukaryota; Metazoa; Arthropoda; Insecta; Diptera; Culicidae. Gene Ontology annotation, molecular function: metal ion binding; translation repressor activity; ubiquitin protein ligase activity. The record is from RefSeq and is a predicted model, not a curated record.